Tricharina praecox is the source of this 1459-nucleotide messenger RNA. RefSeq names its product WD40-repeat-containing domain protein. Gene Ontology annotation, cellular component: Set1C/COMPASS complex. The record is from RefSeq and is a predicted model, not a curated record. Gene Ontology annotation, molecular function: protein binding; chromatin binding. The coding region runs from base 190 to 1284 and encodes 364 amino acids. NCBI's taxonomy places the organism in Eukaryota, Fungi, Ascomycota, Pezizomycetes, Pezizales, Pyronemataceae. The transcript has a single exon.
CUUCCAUGUAAUACAACGCGACUGACCUCGAACCCGUUCGCUGCUUUCUGGGCCGCAACUGCCAACCACCGUCACGACCGUCACGACUCUCUCUACCAUCCAUUUACCACCAGCGGGGGCACACAGCGAUCGCACGUCUGCAUCACAAGAUCCUCCUCAAUUCCAAUCCCACAUCACACUCUUCGCACAAUGCCAGUUCCCUCAAUCCCCACUGCCGCCAGUGCCUCGCUCCACUCCGGCGAAACCGUCAAGCUCUUGGAGACGAUCCACCGCUUCCGCCCCUCCAAAGCCUUCCAGAACAUCAGUCAAGGCAGCGAAAUCACAUCCCUGGAUUUCGAUGACAAAGGCGAGCUCUGCGUCGCCUCUAGCACCGAUGAGACGCUUCAGGUGUACGACUGCGGGAGCGGGCGACACCAAAAGACGCUCUUCAGCAAGAAAUACGGCUGCCACCUCGCGAAGUUCACGCACACCUCCACCAACGUAGUCUACGCCUCCACCAAGGGCGACGACACGAUCCGAUACCUCUCCCUCCACGACAAUAGCUACAUCCGGUACUUCCGCGGGCACCGGCGCAUCGUCAACAGCCUCGAGGUGUCCCCUGUCGACGACCAAUUCAUUUCCUCAUCGUACGACGACACCGUGCGGCUAUGGGAUCUUCGCAGCCCAAACUGUCACGGAAUUCUGAACAUCUCCUCGCCCUCCAUCGCGGCCUUCGAUCCCAGUGGCAUCAUCUUCGCCGUCGCCUCGCACACCGCACAGAGCAUAAUGCUCUACGACCUCCGCAACUACGACAAGCAGCCGUUCACCACCUUCACCGUUACCGACGACAGCUUCCUGAGCAGCUUCUCGUACCCGCCCCGCAUGCCCGCCUGGAGUAAACUCGAGUUCAGCAACGACGGGAAACACAUGCUCCUCGGCACCCGCGGGCACGCCCACUACAUCAUCGACUCCUUCGCCGAGAACACCGCAAAGUUCUUGUACCGCGUCCACCGCCCCCGCGGACCCACCAACCCCAACGUCACCGAAACCGGUGGAGACGUAUGUUUCACGCCCGACGGCCGCUACAUUGUCGGCGGCCAUGGAGAUCGCGGCGUGAGCGUCUGGGACACGGCGAUGCCCGCCGAUGAGAAGAAGACUCUCAAGCCAGUUGUAGAUCUGGCAGAGAAUGGCAGGAGUAUGGCUGCGUGUGUGGCCUUCAAUCCGAAGACCAAUCUUUUUGCAAGCGCAAACAAGGAAGUGGUGAAUUUUCUUUCUUUACCUGACGAUUGGGAGUGUGGGCACUGACAAUGGCCGGGUGCAUAGAUCUUCUGGUUGCCGGAACAGCACGCACCGGAUCCCCCGCAGUCUCCGCAGCAGAGGUAGUGUGAGUUACGGGAGAGGGAUGGAUACACCGGGUGAAAUGUUUUUUUGUACAGUAUUAUUUGAUGUCAGAUAACCGCAUGAGAGCAGCUGAUUUGUC